Capronia epimyces CBS 606.96 is the source of this 1752-nucleotide messenger RNA. RefSeq lists its product as uncharacterized. The coding region runs from base 1 to 1752 and encodes 583 amino acids. The transcript is spliced from 4 exons. NCBI's taxonomy places the organism in Eukaryota, Fungi, Ascomycota, Eurotiomycetes, Chaetothyriales, Herpotrichiellaceae. The record is from RefSeq and is a predicted model, not a curated record.
AUGGCGGACGUGAUACUUGGGAUGGCCGUGAAAGGCCUGGCUUCCGGCAUUGGCCUCGUCUCAGAAGGUAUCCAUCAUCACAAAGAGAGAAAGUUGGCAAGGACUGGAGCAGACCCGUCCAGCACAGCCGACGCACCAAAUGCGAAAGAGAAGCAGUCGCAGUCGCAGUCGCAGUCGCAGUCGCAGUCGCUUGUUCCCGAGGAAGGGGACGAAGAACAAUGGGAGCUGGAUGAGGCGCAGGACGAGCUCGCUGAUAUCGACAACAACAACGAAAGCCAGAAGGCGCCCCUGUCCAAACGUGAGCAGAUGAGUCCUACGAAGAUCACGGACGCAUUCAUGCGCAGGCAUCCUCCUCCUCCUUCAACGUCAAAGUCAACGUUACCUGUAUCGGCGAGGCAACAGCAACAGCAACACCAACACCAAAGCCCGGGAGACCCAGAGACCAAAGUGGCUGGAUCGCCGAAACUCCCAUUGCCCGUCAUUCUUCCUCAGCGCAGACCCAAGGCGCGGGAACGAGGCUUCAUUCGAGCCUACGCACCCGACCUCGCGAUCAAGGACAUCGACCAGGACACUUUUCUUGACUUCAUCGAGACCUUCCAUCAGGCCAGUCUGGCCGCACCCUGGCUCGACGCGGUCAACUUGGCCGGGUUCGCCACCCUGGCCCUGCCUCCGGGCAUCUCGCAGGCAGUGCAGCUUGCAAUCAUGAUCUCGGUCAAGAUUGCAAAAGACAUUCAGAGUCGCAAGCGACAGAACACCUUCCUCGACCGCAUCAACGACGAGUUUUUCCGGCCUCGUGGCCUUUAUUGCCUUGUCAUGACCUGGCAGCCCGACUCUCCUGAGAUGUAUACCUCGGUCGACCUGAAUUCCACCAUAGUCGACCGCAUGGCCCCGGCGUCAGGAAUGGGGAAAAUCAAGCGGAGCAUGAAGACUUCUAGUGGCGUCGGUGACGUUGCGUUCACUGAAGCAGCUGCUCUGGUCUUCCCUGCCCUCGAUGAGCUCGCCGUCCAGCAAGGAGACGAGGCUGAACGGAAGAAAGACAAGAUCAAACAUUAUAAGCAAUUUUCUCAGACCUACUUUGACCGCAGGGCUCAAGCAAAACAUGCGGGCAAGAACCCUGACAGUGCCCUGGCCAAACUCAACGGGCCGACUCCAAAGUUUACCUCCCGAUACGCCGAUCCAAACCAUCCAGCCACCAGUGGAAAUAUUGUGUCACUGAUCACCGGCGGAAAGUUCAAUCCACCUAACCUUCAGCAAAUCGUCGGAGGUGGGCUUGGUGGACGCGGUGGAGGCUUUGGAGGAGGCUUUGGAGGAGGCUUUGGAGGAGGCUUUGGCGGGUUCGGUGGAGGUUUCGGCGGCAGGCGACAGAUGAUGGGUGGCGGAAGAGGUGGAGGGUACCAAGGCCUGCCACAGCAAGCAUAUUACCAGCAAGGACAAGCGCAAUCUCAAUCUCAAGGGGCGAUGCAGCCAGGAGUUGGCUCUCAGCCACAAAAUUCAGAAUAUGCUGCUCAGACGGUGUUCGGCAGGGGAACAGAAAGAAGAGACGAUGGACCGAGUGGCAUGGGGGGCCUUGGAGGAGUCGGCCUGGACAACCUUGUUGGCGCCAUUCUCGGGUCAGGAUUGGGAGGUGGCCCAAAUGCCAUCAAACGUGUCCUCAGCCAGAAUGUCCUGUACCUGAUGAUUGUCAACAUGCCCACGGACGAGGAGAUGGCAGCCGCGAACAAUAUCACCGGCGAAUCAGGCGGACGGGCCUAG